This is a messenger RNA of Rodentolepis nana, 489 nucleotides long. The record is from the annotation of a GenBank genome assembly. Lineage: Eukaryota; Metazoa; Platyhelminthes; Cestoda; Cyclophyllidea; Hymenolepididae.
AUGAGUUCUAGAAGAUGUCGUUAUUAUUUAGCCGGUUACUGUAGAAAUGGAUUUCGCUGUCCUUUUCUUCACAUCGAUCCCUACGAUUCUCAAUGGACACAAAGAGUUCCUCCCCGUAGUACUAUGGUGUUACGAACAUGCCGCUUUUAUCGGAACGGUCACUGUGCUUUUGGUGACGGCUGCGAAUUUUUCCAUCCAAGUGGAGGAUAUGGUGUUCAAAAAUCGGAAAAAGGAGAAGUAGUAGAUGAUGAAAGGCCGAAUUCCCCUCCAAAUCUGCAGGACUUUUCUUCCAAUCAAACGCAUGAGUCAUUAUUGCAAGAAAAGGCAAAGGAUCCUGAAACUCUAGAAGACUUUGGUUAUCAGCCUGAAGAGGUGUUUUCGUGCGAAGAAAACCUCUCUGUCGAAGAAUUGGAAGCCUAUUUCAACGAAGGGGAAGAUGCCUUUUCGCACAUUCCCCUUUUACCUCCACCCCAGAAUUUGUGUUUGUAA